Molecule: messenger RNA, 2296 nt
Organism: Symphalangus syndactylus (siamang)
Lineage: Eukaryota; Metazoa; Chordata; Mammalia; Primates; Hylobatidae
Gene: CCDC102B
Product: coiled-coil domain containing 102B
Source: RefSeq, a predicted model, not a curated record
UGGGAACCCUGUGUAAGGGCUUUACUAGGGGAAACGGUGCUAGUUCACUGGGGUGCGUUUCUGGGAAGGUGAAUACCGGUGAAAGUUAUGCUGAGGGUGAGUAAACUCAAAAACUGACACUUGAUUCAGCUAUUGGAAAGUUUUUUAAUGUGGUUGGAACAACUGAGAACUUGGCAGGAUGAAGACAAAGUGUGUGAAAGGUCUUAAAGAUAAAUAUGAAUUUAGAUUCCAUACAUCGAUUAAUUGAGGAAACACAGAUCUUCCAGAUGCAACAAUCAUCAAUUAAGUCACGCGGUGACAUGGUGGCACCUGCCUCACCCCCCAGGGAUACCUGUAAUACCUGCUUCCCACUUCAUGGGCUACAAUCUCAUGCUGCUCACAAUUUCUGUGCGCACUCGUAUAACACCAACGAAUGGGAUAUUUGUGAAGAACUUCGCCUGCGGGAGCUUGAAGAAGUCAAGGCCAGAGCUGCUCAGAUGGAAAAGACCAUGCGGUGGUGGUCGGACUGCACUGCCAACUGGAGAGAAAAAUGGAGUAAAGUUCGAGCUGAAAGGAACAGUGCCAGGGAGGAAGGAAGACAACUCAGAAUAAAACUAGAGAUGGCGAUGAAAGAACUGAGUACACUGAAAAAGAAACAGAGUUUGCCACCUCAGAAGGAGGCAUUAGAAGCUAAAGUUACCCAGGAUCUGAAGCUUCCUGGCUUCGUAGAAGAAUCCUGUGAACAUAGAGACCAAUUUCAAUUGAGUUCACAAAUGCAUGAGUCUAUCAGAGAGUAUUUGGUAAAAAGACAAUUUUCUACAAAGGAGGACACAAAUAAUAAGGAACAAGGUGUGGUUAUUGAUUCUCUAAAAUUAAGUGAGGAGAUGAAGCCCAAUCUAGAUGGUGUCGAUUUAUUCAACAAUGGUGGUUCUGGAAACGGUGAAAUGAAAACUGGGCUGAGACUGAAAGCAACAAAUCUGCCUUUGGAAAAUGGAGUAACUGAAAUUUCAGCUUUGCAGGUGCAUUUGGAUGAAUUCCAAAAAAUCUUACGGAAGGAAAGAGAAAUGCGCACAGCUUUGGAAAAAGAAAUAGAGAGACUGGAGUCAGCUUUGUCUCUGUGGAAGUGGAAGUAUGAAGAACUGAAAGAAUCGAAGCCAAAAAAUGUGAAAGAGUUUGACAUUCUUCUUGGUCAACAUAAUGAUGAAAUGGAAGAACUGUCAGGCAAUAUAAAGGAAGAAGCCAAAUCUCAAAACAGCAAAGACAGAGUGAUUUGUGAGUUAAGAGCAGAGCUAGAGAGAUUGCAAGCUGAAAAUACCUUGGAGUGGGACAAGAGGGAAAUACUUGAAACAGAAAAGCAGGGACUGGAGAGAGAAAAUAGAAGGCUGAAGAUCCAGGUGAAAGAAAUGGAAGAGCUCUUGGAUAAGAAAAAUAGAUUAAGUGCAAACUCUCAAAGUUCUGAAUUCAAGAUGUCACAAAUUGAUCUGCAAGAAAAAAACCAGGCAUUACAUUCUUUCUCAGCCAGGAUGAAAGCUGUGCCACAAGAACCAAUGGCUUAAGGCUUCAGAGUUUGAAGAUGAAAAAUAAAAAAUUAGCCCUGGGAAUGGCUGUUACUAAAAAGUGAAAAAAAGAAAAGAAAUGAAAACAGAUGAUGGUGAAGUUGAGAAAUAAAAGGAAUGCUUAUACACUGUUGGUGGGAGUGUAAAUGAGUUCAACUGUUGUGGAAAGCAGCGUGGUAAUUCCUCAAAGACUGAAAAACAGAACUGCCAUUCAACCCAGCAGUCCCAUUACCAGGUACAUACCCAAAGGAAUACAAAUCAUUUUGUCAUAAAGACACAUGCAUACUUCUGUUCAUUGCAGCACUAUUCCCAAUAGCAAAGACAUGGAGUCAACCUAAAUGCCCAUCAACAGUAAACUGGAUAAAGAAAAUAUGGUACAUACACAUCAUGGAAUACUAUGCAGCCACAAAAAAGAAUGGGAUUAUAUACUUUGCAAGCACGUGAAUAGUGUGGAGGCUAUUAUCUUUAGCCAGGUAACACAGGAACAGAAAACCAAAUAAAGCAUGUUCUCACAAGUGGGUGUUAAAUGAUGAGAACACACGGACACAUACGGAAGAACAACAGACACUGGGGUCUACAGGAGGGUGGUGGGUGGGAGGAUGGAGAAGAUCAGAAAAAAUACCUAAUGAGUACUAGGCUUAAUACCUGGGUGAUGAAAUAACUUGUACAGCAAACCCCCAUGAUAUGAAUUUACCUACAUGUACCCCUGAACAUGAAAACAAAAAUAAAAGUAAAAAAAAAAUUAGCUCCAGGAACCAAAA